Phlebotomus argentipes is the source of this 5279-nucleotide messenger RNA. RefSeq names its product tubby-related protein 4 (gene Tusp). Gene Ontology annotation, molecular function: protein binding. Gene Ontology annotation, biological process: intracellular signal transduction. The transcript is spliced from 8 exons. The coding region runs from base 265 to 4437 and encodes 1390 amino acids. NCBI's taxonomy places the organism in Eukaryota, Metazoa, Arthropoda, Insecta, Diptera, Psychodidae. The record is from RefSeq and is a predicted model, not a curated record.
UUUCGAGCUGCCCUUCGCGAAAGGGAGGUUUUGGGUAUUUUCCGUGAAAAAAGAGUGCAUACUGCAGUUUUUGCCACGCUAAAUUGCCCAGAAUGAUGCAGGGAGUGACUGUGUGUCUGUACAGUGUGUGAAAAUGUUGGAAAUAGUGUGAAAAGUCCGUUAGAAACCCACACAAUAUAACGACUCUGCGGAAAUUGAUACGAUUCUAUUAAUAAUCUCGGAGGGUUCGUGAGUGGAGUGUGAGUGGUUUAUUAUUUGAAGAAAAUGCAUCUGCAUUUUGAGAGGUGCAUCAACACCAAGUGCGACUGUUCAAUUCUCUCACUGUCAUGGAUGGGAAAGGUGCCAGAUGAUAUUCCAGAGGAUGAGGGAUGGAAGCUGAACAGGACGAACUACUAUCAGGAAGGAUGGUUGGCUACGGGAAAUAUUCGUGGGAUUGUUGGUGUGACAUUCUCUACGUCACACUGCAAGAAGAAUAUGGAGUUUCCUCUGAGGACGAACUACAAUCUGCGAGGCCACCGAGCGGAAGUGAUCCUGGUGAAGUGGAAUGAGCCGUACCAGAAGUUGGCGUCAUGCGACAGUUCAGGAAUCAUCUUUGUGUGGAUCAAGUACGAGGGACGGUGGUCGAUUGAGUUGAUUAAUGAUCGCAACACGCCAGUGACGCACUUUGCAUGGUCACACGAUGGUCGAAUGGCCCUGAUUUGCUAUCAGGAUGGAUUUGUGCUGGUGGGAUCUGUGGCAGGACAGCGAUACUGGUCGUCAAUGCUCAAUCUUAAUGCCACCAUCACGUGUGGCAUUUGGACGCCUGAUGACCAACAGGUGUACUUCGCCACCACACAAGGUCAGGUGAUUGUGAUGGAUGUCCACGGAGCGAUGGUAUCCCAAGUGCAAUUGUGCCCUGAUGUCGGCAUCACGGGCAUGUCAUGGUCGUGCGAGAAGUUCAAGAUGGAAGAGGGUGAAGACAUUGAGCCAGGCGUUACAAAUGCCUCAAAGAGAUCAUUUGUCUUGGCUGUGAGCUUCCAGAAUGGCUACAUUUAUCUCAUCAAGUCUUUCGAUGAUGUCUCUCCAAUUCGCAUUCGCACUGAUCUGCUCGGCAUCGUGAUGGAGUGGAGCAAUUCACGCGAAUUACUCGCCGUGGCGGGAACGUGUCAAAAUCUGUCCGAAUUUCUGGAUCCACCAUCGACUCCAGUCUAUGAGAAUUUCGUGAAAUUCUACACAGAGUGUGGAAAUUUAUUGUACACCGCGAGAAUCCCCAACAGCAGCAAUCCUGUUAGUGCUCUAACGUGGGGUCACAAUGACAAGAGGAUAUUUAUAGCCACAGGAAAUCAUGUUCACAUUGCGUGGGUGUCGAGGAAGAUUGCCUCCCUUCAGCUACUCUGUCGCCUCCAGAUCCAGGGUAGUCUCCCAUCUGAGGCUUUCCUCUCAAGACUUCCGCUUCCGUCGCGCAUCAAAUUGCUCAUUGGCAACCUUUUUGCUCAAACAAUCCGAUGCUGUGUUCCGGAUGCAAAGUCCCUGAGGGAGUUUGUGUCUCGUCCGCCAGUGUGUUCCACACGGCUUCACUGCACAAUGAUCCGUCACGAUGACGAUUCAAAUUUGAGCUCUGGCACGUGCUACACGCUUUACUUGGAAUAUUUGGGAGGACUCGUGCCGCUUCUCAAAGGAAAGAGAACCUCCAAAAUUCGCCCUGAGUUUGUCAUCUUCGAUCCGCAGGUGGAGAAUGGAUCAAUUUUCUUCUCCUAUUCGCCAGACAACAAAAGUUCAUCAGGAUCGAGUCAAUCCACUGGUGGAGGAACGACAACUGGCCGUUCAGAAUCGUCAGACAGUGAUUUGGAUGAUGGAUGUCGAGGUUCACCAAGACUUCAGCGACGACGAAAGACCCGAGCGCGACGAAAACCUCAAAAUAUUGCAAAUGGAUCGGAAAAAUCUGGUCAAACACACGAGGGUGGUGAAGGAAAUGAUGAAUUGGCGUAUGUAGACACUCUGCCCGAAGAUGUGAAGCUUGUGGAAGUGACAUCAAAUAUUUGGGGGACGAAGUUUAAGAUUCACGGCAUUUCCAAAACAGUUCCGGCAAAUCUUGGUCAGGUGACAUAUAAGACGUCUCUGUUGCAUCUGCAGCCACGUCAAAUGACUCUGGUGAUAACGGAGCUUCGGGAUGACUUUCCUGCGGGUCCUGAUCCGACCUUCAAUCCCAAUAUCUUCAGUGAAGAUGAGGAGGAGCAGCCAUUGUACUCGCCGCCGCCGGUGCAGACGAGACGUCUGAAGGAAGGGGCGCCUCCAAUUGCCCCAAUGUCACCUAGACCGAAUAGAUUCACAACCAUUCUCAAGAACUACUCUCCGCGAGGGGAUCUUCCGCCACUUCCACCUGCCGGUGCUGUAGGGCCCUUGGCUAGGGCGGAGUCCUAUGAAGAGGAACUUCCCUAUGCGGACACGACAGAGCCUGAGGGAAAAGUGACCGCCACAGUGACUUCGCGUCCGGGACCGAGUUACACAAACUUAGUGACACCUUAUUCACGCAGUUCUUCGAGUUCUGGCCAAUCUCGCCAUGCUAUUUCUCCACUGUGCUGUGAAGGAUCUGUGCCAACACUGCAAUCGCCCAAGAACGCCGUAGCACCCAGUGAUAUCAUCUUUGAUCGUCCUCCAGCUGCCCAGACGACUCUCAUGAGUUACUCCAGUUCGUCAGAUUACACCACAAAUGUGCAUCAGGUGAAGAGUGCCCUCAUAGCUGACUCGCCACGCACCACAAAUUCCCAUGUUAAUCCUGUGCCGCUGAAUCUGAAUUUAAAUCUCGAACGUCUGGAGUCAAAAGGAAGUCAUCAGAGGGAUAAUUGCAAAUUUGGGAGGCGGAAAGACCUUCAGUAUAUUGAUGAGGAAGCACCAACAGCAGAUUUGACUGCUCCUUCUACGUCCACCAUUCGAAGGACACCCACGGUUCUCUCGAUUGCCCCUGCAAUUCCAGAUGCUAUGACGAGGAGCUGUAGUGUGGGAUAUCUUGAUUCUGUGGACAUGGUGCCAUCGGACUCAGCUCUGCUGAUGCUUAGGAGAGACACGCCCUACAAGAGGUUGAUUCUUGUCGAUAGAAAGCCCAAAAAGAAUCGAAAGCAACACGAUGACAUGACAAAGCCAAAACUCCAGCAAAGUGGAAAAUCGAAGAGUCUGGACUUUUGUGAUCUGCAGCAAAUUGGGGAGCAGCCAAAGAAAGAAAGGCCAGUAGAGGGAAAUUCUUCCAAAGAUCCACCAGUGAAAACGUCGACUGGAACUUGUUUCAUUUCUCGCACGCCAAUUCUCAAUCGUCGAGAGAAGCCUAAAAUUUGUGCGGUGUGCAAACAAAUAUCUCCAACUGUGAGUUCUCUUGAGAGCGUUUGUCUGUCAUGUAGAAAAUCUCCCGGGCAGCGCAAUGAGAAUCUGGUGAAUAACAACAUAAGUGUGAAUAACAACUAUAGCAUGUUGGGAAAGAGCAAAACUGGAGCCACUCCAAGGCGAUAUCCAUCGGCUUCUGCUCAUGAUGGUGCUGGAAUGUCUGGUAAUAACAAUGGAUUGGAGAUGAGACCUUCUGUGCCUGGCAGUAAACGAACGGAAGUCAUCACGAGCUACACGGACAGUCCACUAUUCUCCAGAAAGCAUCGCUACAAAGAGUCCAGUAGCAGGCGUGGUGAGGAGCAAUCGCCGAGUUUGGAGAGGAAGAAUUACUUGUCGCGGAGGAAGAAGAAGGAUGACUCCAUGAGAUUCUAUGACAAUGAUCAGGUAGAGAUAAUGCCCAUGGAGCAGAGAGCGUCGGUGUCUCUGCACACUCAGGCCUUGACAACAUUGGAGAGCAUUAUAAGUCGCUUGAGGGAUUUGGAUGAGGGUAGAUUUACGCCACCAUCGCCACAACAUACCAGCAAAUUGCCAAAGAGUAGUCCUGCCUCGCCGGCGCCCAGCAAGAAGGGCAAGAGACACCAGAGCGCCUCGCCUAUUAGGCACAUCCUGAAUUCGCCGCUUCUCAACAGGCGUCAGCGCAAAAAGCAGCCCGUGGAGAGUUCAGACGAUGAAUUGGGUCAGGGUGGAUCCGGAGAGGACACGUCGUCUGGUGGGAAGCAGUAUCGUGACUUGGAGACAUUCCAAAAGGCUCAAUUGAGGCAGAAGCUGAAAAGGGGGAAGAUUGAGCCGAAUGGAACUACCUCGUCAUCAGUUUGUUCGCAGCCGGCUCCACUGAGGCGCGAGUUUGUGAUGCACAACAAGGCGCCAAUGUGGAAUGAGAAUAGUCAGGUGUAUCAGCUGGACUUUGGCGGCCGCGUGACUCAGGAGUCCGCUAAGAACUUUCAAAUUGAGUUUCGCGGAAAGCAAGUCAUGCAGUUUGGGCGAAUUGACGGCAAUGCUUACACCCUCGAUUUCCAAUAUCCCUUCUCAGCUCUGCAAGCUUUUGCCGUGGCUCUCGCGAAUGUGACGCAGCGUCUUAAAUAAGGAAUUUGCUAUUUUCAGCGGCAAGAACGCUUAAGAUAACUUUCAGCUCGACAGUGAGACUAUUAAUUAAGUAUAUAUGAAACCAUUUUAAUACUCUCAAUAAUUCUCUCUAAUUGUUUUUACGUGUCUAUAAAAUAGAAGUGGACAGAAGAGGUGUGAGGAAGUGAUUGGAAAUGUGAGAGGAAUUUGUAUACCCGCAUUAGAGUAUUCCAUUGAGACGAGAUGCUCUAAUAUUGUAUUUCUUGAUCGUUAAAUGUUAGUUUUCUUCGUGUUCUAAAGCGACUAACUUCGAGGUGUUGCUAAAAAGUGCAAUAUUAUUAUUUUUAUUUGAUAAAUAAUAUCUAGUCUGUUUCCCCAAAACGCUUUGUUGAUUUUUGACUUACGACUAGGAAAGGAAAGAUACCAAAGACGAUUUAACUUAAUUUGUUCUAAUUUGUAUUGCCAUUCUUAAUCUCGCUUAACACUAUUUAUUACGUUUGUACUUAAAUUCUAUGGACUUUUAUUGAGCACGAAAUGAUAUAUCUGUGUGACUGAGAAUUGUGACAACAGAUAAAGUAUAUAUAAUUUUAUCACAUAUCAAGUAAGGAAAAAUCCCAGGGGCUAGACUUUUGUGCUACACAAUGGGGUAAUGAAUAAUUUUGGAGCUUAGAAUAUUAUACUAUAUAGCUUAAAAAAUUGUAACAAAGUGAAAUAUGCAACCGUCAGUAAUUUCAAUAUGAGAAAAUAGUAGAAUUGAAUAUAUUUCGGUGCAAUAGUUUGUAUUAUUUAUCGAUAAAUCAUGUGGAUUCCAUCCUUCAAUGUCCAAAUAAGGCAUAUAUUUGUUUUACGGAAUAAAUGAAUUG